Messenger RNA from Corvus hawaiiensis (hawaiian crow), 8677 nucleotides. It is a transcript of the gene IL6ST, whose product is annotated as interleukin 6 cytokine family signal transducer. Bases 1 to 3288 code for a protein of 1095 amino acids. Gene Ontology annotation, biological process: cytokine-mediated signaling pathway. The record is from RefSeq and is a predicted model, not a curated record. The transcript has 18 exons. NCBI's taxonomy places the organism in Eukaryota, Metazoa, Chordata, Aves, Passeriformes, Corvidae. Gene Ontology annotation, molecular function: cytokine receptor activity; cytokine binding. Gene Ontology annotation, cellular component: signaling receptor complex; external side of plasma membrane; membrane.
AUGGGUGGGGUUCCCCUAUGCUCAAUACUGGGAGUACUUCUGUUUAAUAUCUUUAUCAGUGAUCUAGAUGAGGGGAUUGAGUGCACCCUCAGUCACUUUGCAGACGACACCAAGUUGAGUGUGAAUGCUGACCUGCUGCAGGGCAGGAAGGCUCUGCCGAAGAAUCUGGACAGGAUGGAUCAACAGGCCAAGGCCAAUGGUUGGCUGGACUUGCUGGAAGGAACUCAGCAGGAGCCAGGAACUGCUGCUUCCCAGGAGACAAGAUCCCACCGCCAUACCGUCAAUAGCUCAUCUGUACGUGAGCCGCGCCCCCUCUGCGGCCACGUCACGGGCCCCGUGGGCCAAUGGCGGCGUGGCUGGAGGAGGAGGGAGGGGCGCGCGGGGGCUGGGGCGGGGCGGGAGCGUGACCAGGCGCGGGGCCGCGCGUGCGGGACGGCGGCACGAUGGCGGGAGGCGGCGGUGCCGGUGCCGGUAUUUAGAGACAGCGGCCGCGGGGCGCGGGCGGUGCCGGCGCUGGAAAUUCUGUGCAGCAUGUUUUCUAGGUGGAGCUGGGUGGCCUGUGGCUUCUAUCUGGUGUUGAAUAUUUGUUCUCCUGACGCUUCAGGUGGACUUGUGCAGUCAUGUGGUCACAUCAUCCCGGAGUCGCCUGUACUGGCCCUUGGUUCCAAUUUCACAGCAUUAUGCAUUCUGAAUGAGAGUUGUCUUGACUUUGGCAAUAUCUAUGCCAAUCAGAUUAUCUGGAAGAUAAAAAAUAGAGUGGUACCUAAAGAACAGUAUCGGGAAAUAAACAGAACAGUUUCCAGUGUCACAUUCAAUGACACUUCUUCACUAGCUACUCCUCUGACAUGCAACAUUUUAGCAGAUGGACAGAUUGAACAGAACAUUUAUGGAAUUACAGUUACAGUAGGCUUGGCCCCAGAGAAGCCCAAGAAUUUAAGUUGCAUUGUGCAUCAGAUAUCAAGGUUCACAUAUGUUAUGACUUGUACCUGGAACCCUGGAAGGCAUACAUUCCUGGAUACUGAGUUCAGGUUGAGAUACAGCUGGCCAGAAGAGGUCUUUCCUGACUGUAUACCGAAAGGUGUAAACAAUUCUUGCACCAUUACUGAUAUUCAGUUCUUUGUUAACACGGAGAUCUGGGUAGAAGCAGCAAAUGCACUUGGGAAGGCUGAAUCUGAUCCUCUUGUUGUUGAUCCCAUUGACAUUGUUAAACCACUGUCUCCACAGAAUGUAUCAGUCAGCUCAGGAAUACUACCUACUGUUCUGAAGCUUUCCUGGGAGAAUUGGAUUUCAGAUGCUGUGAUGACACUGAAAUUCAAUAUUCGCUAUAGGAUCACUGGCGACACAAGCUGGAUGGAGGUUCCUUCUGAAGAUACAGCUUCCCCAAGAACUUCAUUCAGUGUUCAAGGGCUUAGACCUUACACAGAGUAUGCCUUUUCCAUUCGUUGCAUGAAGGAAGAUGGAGUGGGCUACUGGAGUGACUGGAGUGAAGAAAAGACCGGGAUUACCACUGAAGAUCAACCAUCUAAAGGACCACCCAUAUGGAGGAUCAUUGAUGCAUCUCACUCACCAGCUUCCUGGACUGUGCAUCUAAUGUGGAAGGCACUGAAGCCAUUUGAAGCCAAUGGAGUAAUCUUGCAGUAUGAAGUGACUGUCAGAGAUAAAUCAUCUCUUUCCAGUCCACUGAAGAAAUACAAUGUUACCAGCACCAACCAUACAUUACAGCUGCCAAAAGGAACUUACGAAGUGACUCUGAUUGCUCGUAACAGUGUUGGGGCAUCUCCUCCAUCAGUUCUGCUUAUCCCAGAAAGUAAUUCAAAAGCUCCUGUGAAGAAUCUUAGAACGUUACCUAAACAUGACAAGUUGUGGGUAGGGUGGACUGCUCCUAACAGUUACGUUCUUAAAUAUGUGAUCGAAUGGUGUCUGGUGUCCAGCAGCUCAGACUGCAUCAUAGAGUGGCAGAUUGCACUAGGAGAUGUUCAAGGAAUAGACUUAAAAGGUAUAAAGCCUUUCAAGUGUUACUUGAUAACCGUGUACCCUCUGUAUGCUGAUGGUCAGGGAAGUGGAGAGUCUGUGAAGGCUUAUCUUAAGCAAGAUCGUCCUUCAAAAGGACCUACUGUUCAGACAAAAAAAGUAGGAAAAGCUGAAGCUGUUUUGACAUGGAACCAUCUCACAGUUGAGGAACAAAAUGGAUUUAUCCGAAACUACACAAUACUUUACAAAACUAUUGAUGGGAAUGAAACAGUUGUGACAGUGGAUCCUUCCAAGACAGAGUAUACCCUUUCCUCUCUAACCAGUGACACGCUGUAUACUGUGCGGAUGAUGGCAUCCACAGAUAAUGGAAGCAGGACUGGUCCCGAUUUCACGUUUACUACACAAAAAUUUGGAAAAGGAGAAAUUGAAGCCAUAGUUGUACCUGUGUGUCUAGCAUUCCUGUUGAUUGUGCUCCUUGGAGUUCUGUUUUGCUUCAACAAACGUGACUUAAUUAAAAAACAUAUCUGGCCUAUCGUACCUGAUCCGUCCAAGAGUAACAUUGCUCAGUGGUCUCCCCAAGUUCCAGCUAAGCAUAACUUUAACUCCAAAAAUCAGAUGUACCCAGAAGGCAGCUUUACAGAUGUAAGCGUCGUAGAAAUAGAAGCUGACGACAAGAAGUCUUUUUCAGAACAAGAUCUAAAACCCUUUGACUUGCUUAAAAAAGAAAAGAGUACUUCAGAAGGGCACAGCAGUGGUAUUGGAGGAUCCUCGUGCAUGUCUUCUCCUAGGCAAAGCGUCUCUGACAGUGAUGAAGGCGAAACAGCACAGAACACUUCGAGCACUGUGCAGUAUUCAACUGUAGUACUUAAUGGCUACAGAGACCAGACACCUGUGCAAGUCUUUUCAAGGUCUGAGUCAACCCAGCCACUGCUAGAUUCAGAAGAGAGAUCAGAGGAUCACGCUGGAGGAGCUGACAGUGCAGCUCAGAGGCAGCAGUAUUUCAGACAGAAUGGUGGUCAGGAUGAAAACAACAUAGACAGGCCAUGCUUUGAAAGAGCAAAGCAAAUUACUCAUGCUAGUGAGGGAGAUCUUGUUGGAUUUGUUCAACUGCAGGUCUCAGGUCAGAGUUCACAGCCAUUGGGCCUUGGGAUGGCAAAAAAUACCCAGGAAGCUGCUCUAUCAAAUAUUUUACAGGCAUGUACUGAAGGACAAACUGUGAGACCUGAAACAGUGGAAGAAAAUCCACUGUCAGGUGAUGACAUGCCAAAAAGUUACCUCCCACAGACUGUGAGACAAGGGGGCUAUAUGCCUCAGUGAGAAAAGACUGGCUCUGUUUAGGCCUUCAUUAGUGCCUGUUCACAUGUUCCCCUGUGUUUCUGAUAAAGUAAGCUAGGUAUUUUUAUCUGACUGCAGAUAGAAAUACUGAAAUUAAGUGAAGACUAAUUUGACAAAAUACAAAAAGGACUGGUUUUGUGGAAAAUUUCCAGUCCAGACCUACAGGAGAUUUACUUUUAUGCACUACAUAAAAUCUUACAUCUGGAUAGCUGAACGAGCCUUUGUGCUACAUUGAGGGUUUUGUGUCUUUUCAUAACAGAAUUUCACUGACUGAAAAGGGCAAGUUUUAAAUACCUGCAUCAGCCUAGAAGAAAUACUUCGACAGGUGACAGUGUACAAGCCUAAAAAGCCAGCUCUAGUUGCACAGUGUAGCUUUGUGCAAAAGAAAGACUGAAGCUCAGUAUUCUGACAUGGAAGAAUAUUUGUGUGAUACACUUUCCAGUAACUUGAUUGACUUACUGAAUUUUGACAUGGCCCAGUGCCUCAGUUUUCAGCUUACCAGACCUGCAAGUCAUGUUCAUCCCUGUUUAAAAACUAUAAAAAUUAAAUAGAACUUGCUAUGGUGUACAAAUAGGAAAACACAAAGAUUGCUUGAAUCUGAAUCUGCUACUAUAGUAAUUGAUACUUUACCUUUAUUUAGAUAUGUGUACACAUGAACUAUAGAGUAAUUUGGCCUAAAAUAUGUGCCUUGCAACUUGACGCACAGCAAUUCAGUCUCAUAUUCAAAAGUUUGGAAAUCAGAUGACAGCACAGGUCAGAAGUUAUUUAAAGGCUUUGUGCUCCAAUCACUGUCUGAUUAUAUGAAACUUCUGUGGUCAUAUUAUGCCUUUGUUUAAUAAGUGCACCUUUGCUGUGUACAGCUCAAGUAACAAGCUGUAAGCUUUUACCAUUUUUCUAAGUACUCAGGAGAAAGGGAAUACGACCUUCCUCUUGACAGGCUGCAGCUAUUAGUGUGCUCUAACCUCACUGCUAAUACUGCAGGACAUCCUUGAACCUGAAAGCAGCCAAAGCAUUGAAGUCAUUGACACUCUUGGAACUAAAACCAAAACCUGUAUGCUGAAUUUGAACUUUGCUGGUAGUAUGUAUCUGUUAGCAAUCAUGAGCCACAAAAAACACUUAAAUGGUUGUUAAAAUUCCAUAUUUUUUUUUCUUAAUGCCUCACUUUUUCCUGGUCAUACAGUUCACAUUUUUUUGAGGAAGCUACAUUUCUUGGAAACUUCCUCUGCCAGUGCUUAAACAAAAAUUAAAUGGCAUUACAAUAACACUUUCUCCAAUGAUAACCAGAAAUGUUAGGGCACUCGUAAAGAUUUUUUUUUUUAAAUUAAUUUUAAAUCUAAUACAGGCUAGUCAGCUUUCUAAUCUGACACUACUAAAACUUCAUUUCAAAACACUAAAUGCUGUUUUGUGAGACUAAAACAAGUGUUUUAUUUCUCCUUCAGCAAAGUAACUAUGUAUUGAAAACCACCUGAAACCUUUUGUGCUGUGACCUCUGGUACUGCUGUUCUGCAGAGCACUUGCUAAAAGCCCUUGAAUGGCAGGUGUCAGUAUCAUUUCAUCUUCCCUUGUCCUUGUCUGCAAGCUUGCAUGGAAGGAUGGGUAUACAUGUAAAUGUCCACGUGUCUUCUGCUUUUGUUACAAAGAAAUUAAGUGCAAGAGUAACUUCGUAAUAUUACCUCUUGAAGUCUGGAAUAUUUAAACAGAUAAAGAAUGCAGAAUCUUUAAUAACAUUUCAGUAUUCCACAGUUCCUUUCUCCUGACAGUAUUUUUCUGUAUCUAAGCACUUUUUUAAAAAAAGGCCAUGUUGCAGUUUACUAUAAUUACAUCUCUCUUCAGAUCAGUCCUCUUCCUUUUCACCCCACUGCACCUCAGCACCUUCAAACUCCCUCCCAGAGGUCAAAGGCAUAAUGAAAACUAUGCUGACAUGAGACAGCAGAGACCAUCUUUCAUUUUUCAGAGGUUAAGGGAGCAUUCCUUUUUCAGAAUGUAUUCCUCUUGGAAAAAAUAGCAGUUACUUAGUGGGGGAUGGGUUAUCUUUUCUAUGCAAACUUCAUAGUGACUGUAGAAACCACAAGUAGAAGGGAAAGUGUCUGUUGAGCAGUGUGCAUGCUUAUUAGAACUGCCCAGCAGCCACGUGCUUUUAAUCCAUCUUCUCAUCUCUGAAAUAUUGUAGGCCACAACCUGGCUACAUAGUCUAAACAUUGCUGCAAAGGUCUGGAUGUUUUCAAGAGCAUGCUGAUGAUUUUUUUUUUAAUUAUGUUCUUGUGAUUCAGUAAUACUAACUUUUGAUAGCAUAUGUUACUUGAGGGAGAAUGUCAAUUAUUCCUUAAGUUGCUACUUGCUUUUCUGUAAAGGGGAGGCGUUUUCUUCUCAGUUGCUGUUAAUCAUGGACCAUUCAGGACUUAACUAAUGUUAAACAGCUUAAAGAGAUUCUGAUUUUUAAAGUGUGUGCUAGCAAGAGUUCUGGUCUGUCACUUCUGGCAUCUUUCAUUGUUGUUUAUGGGCCAGUGGUAGUAAACUCACAGAAUUGUGCAGGAGUGGAGCCUAGAGAGAGUUCUGGCUGGCUAGCAGUGACAUGCUCUCUUUUGAGAUAGUGCAUUUAUCUAGGGCUGAAAUACUAAAGACUAAGCAGGAGCUCCUCGUGGGUGAACAGCUUGUAGAAGCCACUGUACAUACAAAUAACAGGUUUGCAGCUAGUUCAUAAACCUAUGUGCCAAAUAUAUCAUGCAGUGUUCAGGGUUUAACAAGAUUUUUUCUACUUUGGACUGUAAGAAUCUAAUUGUGUCAAACAGUUGCAUACAGGUUUUUAAGGGUAUCUGUAGUGUGAUUACAUCAAUCCACUGAAAUUUUCUGAGCUUGGCCCUAACACAGUAACUAAAGAAAAAGUUUUCUCCCUCCCCCAUUCCCCCCCCCCCCUUCACCAAUAGCUAUUGGUGCAUGUAACAAAAUAAAGGCAUUAUUAAAGUCACAUUUCAGUAUAGACACUUUCAUGUCCAGCUUGAUUUCCUGGACUGGAAUUUUUCAGGUACAGGUGGAAGAAUAGUUGUAAGAACUGUUAAUUUGGUGGUAGGGAAGGGAGGCUAGGAGAAAUAUAUUAGCAUAUUUGAAAAACCUCUUAAAUGCAAGCUGGCUAAUGCUCCUCUGUUUACAAGAGAAGUGAAUAUAUUACCUUUGUAGUUCUAUUGUGGUGGUUCUGUUAGACCAGGAGAUGAUUGGUAUUGUUUUCUGGAGUGUAUUGGCUCACUUCAAGGGCAGAUAGUCUAGGAAUAUCCUCUCCCGCUGUAGCAAAAUUGUUGGGAUUGUUUCAUACAUACUACUGUAGAAAACUAAGCUGCCUGUUAAGCCUUAAUGUGGCAGCACAAGCACAGCAGAGCAAAAAUUUUUUUGAACUUUGUUCUGGAGAGUUUAUGACAAGUAUUUGCUUGUCUGUGGUACAGGAGCCUGGCAAAAACUGGAAAAAACCUUGGCCCGGGGGGAUGAGGGAGUUUGCAUGCAAGGGCUGAAUCCCAUUCUUGGGUUCUGGAGAAGCCCUGUCACCUGGGUGGGGCUUGGAGCUUUCACCUUUGUGAGCUUUGUCAGGUGGUUAAAACUUACGUCAGUAUGCCCAGUAUGUGGGGAUCACCGUGCUGGUUUCAAUUCAGUAAUUGAGCUUGUUUAAUUAGAGCCAGGUCUCAAAUACCCAAGAUCCAUAUCAGUAUAUGCUGCUAUGGAAUUGACUUCUCAGUGGGAUCUGAAACUCCAAAGACUGUCAGGUUGUUAAUAGUCUGCCCCACUCCAGGACAUACACAUUUUACAUCGUAAUUUGUGUGCAUUAAGUGGGACUAAAUACACUAGUUUAUUUUCCCCAUUAGACAGUGAGUGUAGUUGAGAAUAACUGUUAUUUGAAUGCAUUCCUUUAACUGUGUUAAAAAGUUCUCUUGACUGAUCAACUGUAAGAGUUCAUUAAUCCCUGUAACCUCUUGUCUGUCUGCAAGGAUGGAUUCACACAGCCAUUUUAAGUUCCAGGAGUUGCUUGUAAUGUUAUACAGGAGAAGUCCAUAUAAAAAUGUUGAGUCUUUUCUCAUGAAACACCUGUUAGGGAAUUGCAGCCAACCCAAGUCUUCAGCUUUGCUUUUGAUCCAGAAAACUGCAGUAAAGUGGAGGUAUAAAUACAACAGUCUGGAGGAGGUUGAAAUUAAGUAUUUUGCAUUGGACUCAUGAAUUCCCAUUUCUCUUCCUUUAAAGUGAAAGCAUUAGUAAAACAAACAAACAAAAGCUAAAAUUCAUGUGUAUUUGAUUUGCUUUCACUGUUGCUUCGUUUGUAGGACUUGUGCAAUCUGAGCCAUUCUUGAAAAUAAAAGCAGUGCUGACUUAAUGCACAAGGAUGCGUUUCUAAGGCCACAAGAUUUGAUAAAACAAACCUAAAAAUAAUAAUGAAGGGCCAGAUUUCAACAAUUGUCUGCUUCCCUGCCUCUUAACUGUAGUGCAGAGAGAGGGUGGGCAGCAAGCACCUCCCAGCAUGCAGCCUUAGCCAGUACUUGUAUUUAUUUGCAAAAACAACCUGAAGGGGAUAUAUGCAAUAAUGUCAUUGCUACUCUGCAGAAGCACACUUCUGUAACAAUAGAUGAGAAACACUUAUGGCACAACCGUUGACUGAUGGCUGGAAAGCUCCUCAUCCACAUCCUCCUGCUCAGACUAAAGUGUCAGCUGUUCUCCAGGCAUCACGGGCGUGGCCGAUGUGCAUUCUCUGCAGAGUGGGAACUGAUACCACCCAUCAUUUUUCAUCAUCAAAGCACAUUUGGUAAUGGAUCCAGUCAACUUGUCGUGUUUUUUUUAACACACCAGUUUUGUUUACAGUGUCACUUAUAGCCUGACACUUUGAUACAGCCAGGGAUUGUCUAGUAACCAACUGCUUUUAUUUGGGGAUAAGAAGUUACUGGUCACCCAGUUUGCUGUGCCAAUAUAUGCAUCCAGGUAAGCGGAGGUGUGCGACACAGGAACAGAUGUACCAACAAGGAAAGUGCCUUGAUGCUGGAUUGGAUGGCUAGUGAAUGUAAACAUUAAGUUAAAUUUUGCUGUGUACUUAAGUAAGUAUGGCUGAUUAAGCUAGUGGUAAUUUGAAUGCCAGCUUUAAAGGGCUUGCGUACUCCAGCCAGAGGUUAAACUUGUAAAUUGCUGCAUAAGCUGUCUCUGUAUGGAAAUGUGUUUUAAUAUCUGUUCACUGUCUUUAUUCUUUUGCAAGCUGCAUGUGUACUGUCAUAUAAAAUCUGCUUUCUACAAUUUAUUUUAUGGUCAGUUUUGAAUGUCUUCCUCUUUGUUACCUGACUGAGCCUGAAUGUUGCAUUUCUGUAGUACAUAAUACGCAGAAAGAAAACAAAACAAAAGUCCAUACUUA